GGAGAGUGGUUUUAGGUCGGACCAGAAUGUCACACUGCGGUAGUCCUCACCCCAGCACGGCACGGCACGGCUGGGAGAAAGGAAUACUGUACUGAACUGUGCACUGCACGAGAGUCACUGGUGUGCCUGGCGUAAGGGCUUUCAGGAUCCAUCUCUGUGAGAGUCUCAGUCGUUGCUUCUGUAUUUUAGCUUUGAGAAAUUGUUAUUUCAAGCGAGCCGCCUGAAAACAAACUCUCUGGUGACAUAGUCUCGACUCACCCAGUCAUCGUAAAGCUUACACUAUUUCAGCAUCCAUCCAUGGCGUCAGCUGACGUGUCUCUGCUGCUUCAGAGCAACGAUUCGUUGCCUUUGGAAGCCUACUAUGUCGGCGAGAAGGAGCCUGGGAGCAAAGAUUCCCCUCCUGCCGCUGCUGAUGUCCAAUUUGACACAAUGCCGAUUUCCAGUGGAAAAGACGCGACGGGUUUGGACUCGGAAAGCGGGGUAGAUUAUGAUGAUUUGGCGCCAACGCGGGAGUGGAGUACUGGGCUUUGCUCUUGCAUUCCCCGGUCUACUAGCGAUGAGCACGCGAGCUCAGACUGCGAAAUUUGCUGCCUUGGCUGCUUCGCGCCAUGCGUGCUCUACGGAAGCAACAUGGUUCGCCUGAGUGGUAACCAGGACGAGUUCUGGAACAACUGCAUGUGUUACGCGUCCCUGUUCGUCGUCGGGAAGCUCAUCCUACGCCUCAAUGUGCUCGCGCCAAUCAAAUCUUGGUCCUCCCGAUCCGCGAUCCGCAUGCAAUUCGGCCUCCAGAGCGGAGCCGAAAGCGUGACAAGUGACCCCUCCGACGGUUGUCAUCGCUGCUGCGACUGCUUCCUGCACUUCAUCUGCCACCGAUGCGCGCUCUGCCAGGAGGCAAGGGAGAUUAGGAGGCGAGUCCCUCCUUUGUCAGGCCCAGGCUCCUCCGUUGGUACUGUUGUAGCUCCUCCCUCCAUGCAAGCCAUGGAACACUGAGGAUAAUCCUUCGUGUGCACAAAUGUAUCUAUCUACGUAUAUUUUGUGUUUCAAAGGGUUAGUUAGUCGCCACUUGUAACGGGCCGUUUUAACUAAUAUUGAAACUGUCAGAAGGAAACUA
This is a messenger RNA of Closterium sp. NIES-67, 1111 nucleotides long. NCBI's taxonomy places the organism in Eukaryota, Viridiplantae, Streptophyta, Zygnematophyceae, Desmidiales, Closteriaceae. The record is from the annotation of a GenBank genome assembly.